AUGUCGCACGAGACCUCCGCCGCGGUCGCCAGCAUCUUGUCCAACUUUGCCAAGCAGUACACGCCUCUGGAGCCUGAUUCGUUCCCUGCCCUCGCCAGCGCAAAUGGCACCAAGAACAACAAGGUCACCCUUCCGGGCGCCGACACAAUAGAAAAGCGUACCUUGGAGCGUGAGCUUACGAGCCUCGCGGCACGCAUCCACUUCCUCGAGGCUCGCGCGGCCAGUGGAACCAGUUCCCUCCCCAUAACACCCAACGAACCUCUAGCGUCUGCCUUUGCGGACAGCCCCUCAUCGCCUCGCGGCGCCCACAACCAACAUCGUCAACGAUCGUCAUCAUGGGUCAACCAUCUCUUGGCGAAGAGCGAAGGUGAACAGCAUCCACGACAGCUCACCGAGGAACAGUUUGCCUUCCUCCGUGAUCACAUCGACCAGCAAGCCCAGGAGAUCAAGACGCAGAAGGACUUUAUCGACGGGAUCAAGUCCCAGCUGACCCAUCAGCAGACAGCUACCAAGGCUGCACUGGACACUCUCGGUAACUCGCAGUCUAUAGAGCAGUUGAAGCGGGAAAUCGAGAAGAAUGCACAGAUCAAUGCCACCUACCAAAAGGUGCUCCGAGAGAUUGGCACAAUCAUCACCGCCGUGGCAAAUGGAGAUCUCAGCAAAAAGGUGCUCAUCCACGCCACCGAGAAAGACCCGGAGAUUGCGAGGUUCAAGCACACAAUCAACAAAAUGGUGGACCAGCUGCAGGAGUUUGCGAGUCAGGUCACACAUCUCGCAAAAGAAGUCGGUACUGAAGGGCGUCUUGGUGGACAGGCGGUGGUGCCUGGUGUGGACGGCAUCUGGGCCGAGCUUACGCAGAAUGUAAACGUCAUGGCGCAGAACUUGACAGACCAGGUGCGAGAAAUUGCAGUGGUGACAACAGCUGUCGCGCAAGGCGAUCUCAGCCGAAAGAUCCAACGACCGGCAAAAGGAGAGAUUCUCCAACUCCAGCAAACGAUCAAUGAAAUGGUGGGCCAACUUCGAACUUUCGCUACGGAAGUUACGCGAGUAUCUCGUGAUGUCGGAACCGAAGGUGUCCUUGGCGGGCAAGCCCAGAUUGAGGGUGUACAGGGCAUGUGGAAUGACCUCACUGUCAACGUCAACGCCAUGGCCAACAACCUAACCGCACAGGUUCGCGAUAUUGCAGAGGUCACGACUGCUGUUGCCCGUGGCGAUCUUACGCAGCAAGUCAAAGCGCAAUGCAAAGGUGAGAUCCUAGCACUAAAGACAACCAUCAACUCCAUGGUACACCAACUUCGGCAGUUCGCACAUGAGGUCACGAAGAUUGCAAGAGAGGUGGGUACAGAAGGCAAGCUUGGAGCCCAGGCUACUGUACAUGGCGUCGAGGGUACCUGGAAAGACUUGACGGAGAACGUCAAUGGCAUGGCCAUGAACUUGACUACUCAAGUGCGAGAAAUCGCAGAGGUCACGACUGCAGUCGCUCAAGGUGAUUUGAGCAAAAAGGUCGAAGCUGAGGUACAAGGUGAAAUCCUCGCUCUGAAAAUCACCAUCAACGGCAUGGUUGAUCGUUUAGGCACAUUUGCCUUUGAGGUCAGCAAAGUCGCCCGGGAGGUGGGAACUGAUGGUGUGCUGGGAGGACAAGCCGAGGUCGCCAACGUGGAAGGCAAAUGGAAGGAUUUGACUGACAAUGUGAACACCAUGGCCAACAAUCUGACCGGCCAGGUACGAAGCAUCUCCGAUGUUACACAAGCCAUCGCUCGGGGAGAUAUGAGUCAACGUAUCAAGGUCCAUGCAAAGGGCGAGAUACAGACUCUCAAGGAUACGAUUAACGACAUGGUGACAAGGCUCGAUGCCUGGUCGCUCGCCGUGAAGCGUGUUGCUCGAGACGUCGGUGUGGAUGGCAAGAUGGGCGGUCAAGCUGAGGUUGAAGGCAUCACCGGAAGAUGGAAGGAGAUCACUACGGACGUCAACAUCAUGGCGCAGAAUUUGACGUCCCAAGUGCGCGCUUUCGCCGACAUCACACACGCUGCCAUGAAAGGAGACUUUACGAAGAUGAUCAACGUUGAGGCAUCUGGCGAGAUGAAUGAGCUGAAAAACAAGAUCAACAAGAUGGUACUCAACUUGCGCGAAAGUAUCCAGAAGAACAAUCAAGCAAGGGAGGCCGCCGAGUUGGCCAACAAGACCAAAUCCGAGUUCCUGGCAAACAUGAGUCACGAGAUUCGCACGCCCAUGAACGGCAUCAUUGGCAUGACACAGCUCACGCUGGACACAGAAUUGGAGCAGAACCAGCGGGACAUGCUCAACAUCGUGUUCUCGCUCGCCAACAGCUUGCUAACCAUUAUCGACGACAUCCUUGACAUUUCCAAAAUCGAAGCAAACCGCAUGAUUCUCGAGGAAGAGCCCUUUUCACUGCGAGGACUUGUUUUUAACAGUUUGAAGUCACUGGCUGUGCGGGCCAACGAAAAGGACAUUAGCCUGGUCUACGACACRGAUAGCUCAGUGCCCGACUACAUUGUUGGUGAUUCGUUCAGAUUACGGCAGAUCAUUCUUAACCUGGCCGGUAACGCGAUCAAGUUCACCGAGCACGGAGAAGUUCGCGUCAAGAUCUUCUCCGACCACAGCGUCAGAUGCACUGAUGGAGAAGUUGUGGUCAAAUUCGCCGUGUCCGAUACAGGCAUCGGAAUACACUCCAACAAAUUAGACCUCAUCUUUGACACCUUCCAACAAGCGGACGGAUCAACGACACGCAAAUUUGGAGGCACUGGCUUGGGUCUCUCCAUCUCCAGGAAGCWGGUCACGCUAAUGCGCGGUAAAAUGUGGGUYGAGUCAACCUACGGCUCUGGCAGCACAUUCUUCUUCACCUGCGUUGCACGUCUUGGUAAUCCCGACGUCGCAAAGGUCAUGCCUCAACUACAGCAGUAUCGGAAGCACAAUGUGCUCUUCGUUGACAACGGCAACACAAAUUCCUCCGACUCAAUUGCGAACAGCAUCAGAGCCUUGGACCUAGUACCGUGCGUCGUUGGUAAUGGCAAGGUCUCCGCGUCCGAGCUCAGUCCUGAUGACCAGUAUGACUGUGUCAUCGUCGACAACAGCGAGACAGCUCUGAAGCUUCGCAGUCUGGAACGUUUCAAGUACAUCCCAAUUGUUAUGGUGGCGCCGGCCAUCUCGGUAAACUUCAAGACCGCGUUGGAAAACGGUAUCUCGAGCUACAUGACUACUCCGUGUUUGCCCAUCGACCUUGGCAACGCGCUCAUCCCCGCGCUCGAAGGUCGUGCUGCCCCAAUGUCCGCUGACCACACCCGAACGUUCGACAUUCUCCUAGCAGAAGAUAACGCCGUGAACCAGAAGCUGGCCGUGAAAAUCUUGACAAAGCACAAUCACAAGGUUACUGUUGCCAAUAAUGGACUAGAAGCGUUUGACUCCAUCAGGAAGAAGCGUUUCGAUGUAGUGCUCAUGGACGUGCAAAUGCCCGUCAUGGGAGGCUUCGAAGCAACCGCCAAGAUCCGCGAAUAUGAGAGGACACAUGAGCUGGCUCGGUCCCCCAUCAUCGCACUCACAGCGCAUGCUAUGCUUGGCGAUCGGGAGAAGUGUAUCCAAGCGCAGAUGGACGAGUACCUGUCCAAGCCGUUGAAACCCAACCAGCUCAUUCAGACGAUUCUGAAGUGUGCUACCCUAGGUGAUCACAACAGACUACUCACGACUGCCAAACGGCCGGGCCUGAACGAACGAGGAUAUACGGAGAACGGACYACCCGGUCUGGAAAGCCCGGCAAUAGUGACUGCCGAGCAAGACGAUCCAAUGAUUCGAGAGAGUCUCGUCCGUGCGCACAGCAGUUGA
Ramularia collo-cygni is the source of this 3837-nucleotide messenger RNA. Its product is annotated as probable nik-1 protein (Os-1p protein). The transcript is spliced from 4 exons. Gene Ontology annotation, cellular component: membrane. The record is from RefSeq and is a predicted model, not a curated record. Gene Ontology annotation, molecular function: phosphorelay sensor kinase activity. NCBI's taxonomy places the organism in Eukaryota, Fungi, Ascomycota, Dothideomycetes, Mycosphaerellales, Mycosphaerellaceae. Bases 1 to 3837 code for a protein of 1278 amino acids. Gene Ontology annotation, biological process: phosphorylation; cellular hyperosmotic response; phosphorelay signal transduction system.